AUGCGGCCCAUCCUGGCCUUGGCCGGCGUUUCAGGCGCUUUGGGGGUCAGCUUCUCCGGCGUCUUCGGGGACUUCGCGGUGUUGCAGCGGGAGCCCAGCAAGGCCGCGCUCUUCGGUGAUGCGGGCAAUGCCAGCUCCGUGAUUGUGACCCUGGGCACUCUGCGUGUGCAGGCCACGGUGAAAGAUGGCCGGUGGCACGCCCGGCUGCCUGCGCAGCCACCGGGGGGCGACUGGACCAUCACAGCCUCUGGGGGCAACGCGACGGCGGAGCUGCGCCACGUGACCUUCGGCGAUGUGUGGUACUGCAGCGGCCAAAGCAACAUGGCGCUGCCGCUGCAGUACACCAUGUCGAGGCACCGGAGUCUCGAGGCGAUCCAGGCUAACAAGUACGGGAACAUCCGCAUCCAUGGUAUGAGCGGGAACAUGAACCCCACACAGCCCUGGGCCAAAGUCUCCGAUGCCAUCCGCAGCCCAUCGACCUGCGACAAGGGCUGCGCCUUUUUUAAGUAUUCCUCUACGUGCUGGUACUUUGCAGAGAGUCUAUCAGAUCGUUUGGGCGAUGUGCCCCUGGGGAUGAUUCACACCGCCUGGGGCGGCAGCACGAUCGAAGAAUGGCUGGACAACAAGACCAUCGCCAGCUGCCGCAAUGCUACCAUCACCUCGGGCAAUCAGCAAUACCACGACAAGAGGGUCCUGCCCUACGUGGAUAUGGCUCUAAAGGGCUGGAUCUGGUAUCAGGGCGAGAACGACAUGCACGGUGUCCACGGCAACUCGGCGCUGGGCUACGGCUAUGGGUGCCUGGCGCAGCGCCUGGUGAGCUCCUGGCGGUCCUUGUGGCGCCAGCCAGAAGCCCCCUUUGGCUUCGUCACCUUGGCUCCCAGCGGCUCGGAGGGCGGCAACUCCAUGGGCGCCAUGCGCUGGGCGCAGACUGCCAACUUCGGGGUGGCGCCCAACCCGGCAAUGCCGUUCUCGUUCAUGGCGCAAGCUUUCGACUUGAACGACCCCUUCAGCAACAUCACCUGCUAUCGCAAGGGCUGCUGCUCGGGGAGCCCGCAUGGCGACUGCAACGGCUGCGGCGGCCCAGGGGGCUACUGUGCCAAUCUCAGCGACACCAACUACUACAUGGGCCCCAUCCACCCCCGUGACAAGAAGCCGGUGGCCGCCCGCCUGGCCCAAGCGGCGCUGGUGGUCGCCUACGGGGCUCAAGGCAGCUUCACGGGGCCCACACUUGCCGGGUGCCGAGCCAACGGCGAAAACGCGGCCCGCUUGGCGUUUUUGGCGUGUCGUGGUUUGACGGGUUUCCGUUUCCCAAAAGGGGGAGGUUUGAAAAUCCUUCCAUGGGCUGAAAUGCAUAUCAAGGGCCCCUAUAAUCCCUAUAGUCUUCACCCCCUCCCAGGGCCCACGACAUGCUUGGCAUUCAGUUUUGUCUCACCUUUGCGCCUGCUGCACUCGCUGAGACACUGUGCUACGAUGACAUAUGCGGGCAAGAGUUUCGGCGAAACUCUCGACAGCGGAUAG
Molecule: messenger RNA, 1518 nt
Organism: Effrenium voratum
Lineage: Eukaryota; Dinophyceae; Suessiales; Symbiodiniaceae
Source: the annotation of a GenBank genome assembly